CUUUACUCUCUCUCUCUCCCCUCUACUUUUAUUUUCCGGUUCGUGAAGUAUUUUUCAACUUUGCUCCAAGUGUUUGGCUACAUGGAAACGCUGAGAAAAUGAAACAUGAGCUGGAAUCAGCAGUGCCAAAGCUUUUUCUUUUUUGUUCUUAUGUUAGUUAUGCUGCUGCUUGGGGACUAAAAAGAGUCUUUGUGCUUCUUUUGAAUGUGCUUGUUGCUUAUAUGUAACGAACUUUUUGGGGUCUUUGGAGCAGAGUAAAGCGAUGGUUCAUGGGUUUUUAUCUUCGAUUUUUUUCUCCCCAGGAAGCGAAAAAUCGCAGAUGAACUGUAAGGAGAGGAUAGUUAAAAGUAACUAGUCAUGGAUAAAUCUGAGCAGACUCAGCAGCAGCAGCAGCAACAACAACAACAACAACAGCAUGUGAUAGGUGUUGCAGCAAGUGCUAGCCAAAUGGCUUAUUCUUCUCACUACCCGACUGCUCCUAUGAUGGCAUCUGGUACACCUGCUGUAGUUGUGCCUUCACCAACGCAGUCUCCAACCGCUUUUUCCAAUUCCCCUCACCAACUUGCAUACCAGCAAGCGCAACACUUCCAUCACCAGCAACAGCAGCAACAGCAGCAGCAGCUUCAACUAUUCUGGGCAAACCAAAUGCAAGAAAUUGAGCAAACAAUUGACUUUAAGAACCACAGCCUCCCCCUUGCUCGCAUUAAAAAGAUCAUGAAAGCCGAUGAAGAUGUCCGGAUGAUUUCAGCAGAAGCCCCAGUAAUAUUUGCAAAAGCAUGUGAAAUGUUCAUUCUGGAGUUGACUUUGCGAUCUUGGAUCCACACCGAAGAGAACAAGAGGAGAACUCUGCAAAAGAAUGAUAUAGCAGCUGCUAUUUCGAGAAAUGAUGUUUUUGAUUUCUUGGUUGAUAUCAUUCCAAGAGAUGAGUUGAAAGAGGAGGGACUCGGAAUAGCAAAGGCUACUAUUCCAAUAGUGGGUUCUCCGGCUGAUAUGCCAUAUUAUUAUGUCUCUCCGCAGCACCCUGUAGGGCCUCCAGGGAUGAUAAUGGGAAAGCCAGUUGAUCAAGCAGCACUGUAUUCUACACAGCAGCCUCGAGCUCCAAUGGCGUUCAUGCCAUGGCCGCAGGCGCCCUCGCAACAGCAGCCACCCCAACAGGAACAAACAGACUCUUGAACAUCGAUAUGACUAUGGGCAAUUCAAUUAGGUUGGAAAGUAGGAUGCAUGUUUUGUUAUUAGCAAAUUAACUGAAUGCCCCUUGGUAAGCCGUAGUUUAGUUUUCAAUGCAUUGAAAAAUUGCCAAAGAUUGAUUGUUGGUUCUUGCACUUAUCUGUGGUUGUAUGAGCUCAUACUUUGAGUUAUCUCUAUUGCUGUGUUUACUUUCAUGUAUUGUUUUCUGGUAGUUAUAUUAGUUUGCAGUUUCGCAUAAAGCUUAGCUACUUAUGAAGCUUGAAAUUGUUAAACAGGUUCUUAUUCUUAUGUUGCGAAUGGCAAGGUUGAAUUCGGUACUCUAUUAAUAAUUUUUUGGUUCA
Arachis ipaensis is the source of this 1529-nucleotide messenger RNA. Lineage: Eukaryota; Viridiplantae; Streptophyta; Magnoliopsida; Fabales; Fabaceae. The record is from RefSeq and is a predicted model, not a curated record.